This is a messenger RNA of Sander lucioperca (pikeperch), 1625 nucleotides long. RefSeq names its product leucine-rich repeat-containing protein 15. Gene Ontology annotation, cellular component: plasma membrane. The record is from RefSeq and is a predicted model, not a curated record. Gene Ontology annotation, molecular function: protein binding. Lineage: Eukaryota; Metazoa; Chordata; Actinopteri; Perciformes; Percidae. The transcript is spliced from 7 exons. The coding region runs from base 227 to 1321 and encodes 364 amino acids.
UCAGGUUAGAGAGAGCACUUCAUAUGCUGCAUACGUUCAUCUCCCUUCACUUUUUAUCUUAGUGGAAGAUUAGAGGAAGUGAAGCCACAGACAGCAUUGCUUAUUCUCUGACUAACAGGUGGUACUUACAGGAAGCUCUCAACGGAAAAAAUUAACUCAACCUGUUUGAGAGGUGAAAACAAAGUGGACAGACAUCGGGAGAACCAAGCAUCGUUUAGAAAGUGUGAUGGCAGCCUAUUCAGGGGAGAUGCAACACUUGGCUUGGUUGAUGCUGGUGAUCCUUUGGAUGGUGCAGGCUGUGGAGGGCUGUCCUGAUGUUUGUAGAUGCUACAGGAAGGCUGGUCCAGAAAAGUCAGAGGUCAACUGUCAUAAGAUGGGGCUUCGUGCCUUUCCAUCCAAACUGCCCCCUGAUGCCUGGAUCCUCAAACUAGGUGAGAACGGUAUCACAGACCUGAAGGCUAAUGCUCUGAAAUCAAUUCCAAAGAUUGAGAGUAUUAACCUGGAACAAAAUGCCAUCACGUCCAUCCACCCCCAGGCCCUCUCUGGUGCAAAGCAACUGAUGCUCCUAAACCUCUACGGUAACCACAUCACCAACCUUCCACCAAGAGGAUUUCAGGACCUCCUGAACCUUCGCUUCCUUAUGCUGGGACAGAACCAGAUUGGCAUCCUCAAACCUGAGAUGUUUGCUGGAAUGAGGAACUUGUCAGACUUAGAUCUUCCUCUCAACGCGCUGACAAUGCUACCAUCUAAUGCCUUUAAGCCUCUGAUCGCUCUCAAAGUUCUGGACCUUUCCCAGAAUCGCAUCCAAAAGAUCUCUCCUAAGGCCUUUACUGGACUCAGACAGCUCAUGUUCCUCAACUUAGACAAUAACAGUCUGAAGAAAAUUCCUGCUGGAGCCUUCAGACCGCUGCGAUCUCUGGAAAUGCUGGUUCUAGACAACAACCUUCUGUCCACACUGAGCUUGUCAACUUUGGAUGGCCUGGGCAACUUGCAGGAACUCUACCUGAGGAACAAUGGUCUGGAUCACCUGCCACCUGAUGUGUUUAGGAACAUGGCCAAUCUUUCUCAGCUGGCUCUUAGUGGAAAUCGCCUGAAGACUGUGGAUGGAAACAUGUUUGCCCAUAUGCCUGACCUGAAGAAGCUUUACCUCCAUGACAACACGUGGCAUUGUGACUGUAACAUCAUCUCGUUGGUACAGUGGAUAAGACAGACCAAGGCCACCCUGUCGCCUCGGGACGCCCUAAAGUGCAGGAGUCCUCCAGACCUCCAAAACAAGAGCCUCUCUAGUCUUCAAGCUGCUCUGCCGUGCCUAACACCAUAACACCUAUAUUAAGACCAUGGCAUGAGCUCUGGGCCCAUGGAGAUUCAGAUGAUGAACUUUUAAACCAAUUUUUUUUAACUCUCUAUACCUACUGAGCUAGUAUUUGUAGAGUGAAUUUAUUUCCUAUAUUAUUUCUGAAAGCUGCAAUGCAUUCAAUUGAUUUCUCUGUAGGAUAGUGUAUCUUCUCUACUUUAAAUGCAACAUAUUAAAAAAAACCUUGCAUAAAACAUCAGCUGUUAGAAACUUUGGUUUUUGGCCAUGUAUGUUUGAGUUUAAAACCAAGAGCUUUAUAUGCAAUUUCAAC